UCCCAUAAGGCGGAAGUCAAAUACUGUGCCUGCCCUGGCUUGCCCUCCCUACGUUCUGUAGUCAAACAAAGAAGCUACAGCCUACAGCAGCAUUCUCAAACCGAGCAAAACAUCUCAGUUGACUGAUAUAGGUCAGAGGACAGUAGUAUUUGUCUUCCCGUGAGAAGGGAAUUACGACCUCUAAAAUGAGUCUCUCUGCAGAGAGAGAGGAGGGGGACAGUUUUUUGAAAAAUAUUCUCUCAGGCGAGAAAGAGGAGCAGGAGAGACCAGUGUCUCCUGUACCCAGCUGUGUGUCCAUGAAGAGUGACAUGUCAAUCGAUCCUCCGUAUAACUUCAGUAAAGAACCAUUGUCCAGUGAACAGUGGGUCCAUCAGGAGAGACCAGCGUCUCCUGUAACCAGCUGUGUGUCUAUGAAGAGUGACCAGUCUAUGGGACCACCAAUCAACUUUUCCAGUGAACAGGGGGUCCAUCAGGAGAGACCAGCAUCUCCUGUAACCAGCUGUGUGUCUAUGAAGAGUGACCAGUCUAUGGGACUACCAAUCAACUUUUCCAGUGAACAGGGGGUCCAUCAGGAGAGACCAGCAUCUCCUGUAACCAGCUGUGUGUCUAUGAAGAGUGACCAGUCUAUGGGACUACCAAUCAACUUUUCCAGUGAACAGGGGGUCCAUCAGGAGAGACCAGCGUCUCCUGUAACCAGCUGUGUGUCUAUGAAGAGUGACCAGUCUAUGGGACCACCAAUUAACCUUUCCAGUGAACAAGGGAUCCAACAAGAGAGACCAGUGUCUCCUGUACCCAGCUGUUUGUCUAUGAAGAGUGACAAGUCUAUGGACCUGUCAACGAGGUUCAGUAAUGAACCACUUAUGUCAAAUAAAAGGGUCCCUCCACUCCCUCAGCAGAGACAGGACUGUCCUCCUUCCUGCACUGUGUCCAUGGAGCCAUAUGAAGGAGCGAAUGUCUUUCCCGUAGAUCAGAAAAUGCACCAAAAUGUCAGUGCUGAGGCAGAAAUCCAAGAGAAGCUCAAAUCAACUCUGAAGAAGAGAUUUCAGUGUGUUUUUGAGGGACUAGCACAGCAAGGAAACCCUACACUUCUCAAUGACAUCUACACAGAGAUUUUCAUCACUGAAGGUGGAAGUGGAAAGGUCAAUAAUGACCAUGAGAUAAGACAGAUUGAGGCAGCAUCCAGGAGACCAGCAACACAAGAUACACCAAUCAAAUGUAAUGACAUCUUUAAACCCUUACCUGGACAAGACAGGCAUAUAAAAGCUGUGUUGACAAAGGGAGUCGCUGGCAUUGGAAAGACCAUUUCCGUGCAGAAGUUUAUUCUGGACUGGGCCGAAGGAAAAGCCAAUAAGGAUAUUCAGUUCAUAUUUCCACUUCCCUUUCGUGAGCUGAAUUUGAUGAGGACGAAGAGAUGCAGUUUGAUGGAACUUUUACAGUCUUUUUUUAUGGAAAUGAAAGAAUCCAAAAUGAUUAACUAUGAUGAGUGCAAAGUCCUGUUUGUAUUUGAUGGUCUGGAUGAGUGUCGACUCCCUCUUGACUUCCAGAACAAUAAGACCUGUUUUGAUGUCUCAGAGUCAACCUCAGUUGAUGUGCUGCUGACAAACCUUAUUAAAGGGAAUCUGUUACCCUCUGCACUUGUCUGGACAACCUCCCGACCUGCAGCAGCCAAUCAGAUCCCUCCUGAGUGUGUUGACCAGGUGACAGAGGUACGAGGGUUCAAUGACCCACAGAAGGAGGAGUACUUCAGGAAGAGAUUCAGUGAUGAGAACCUAGCCAGCAGAAUCAUCUCACAUAUUAAAUCCUCAAAGAGUCUCUACAUCAUGUGCCACAUACCAGUUUUCUGUUGGGUUUCAGCCACUGUUCUAGAGAGAAUGUUGGGUGAAGCAGAGAGUGGAGAGAUCCCCAAGACUCUGACUCAAAUGUGCACACACUUCCUGAUCUUUCAGACCAAACAGAGUAGUAAAAAGUAUCUUGGAGAAGAUUACAUUGAUCACCACUGGAAUACAGUGGUGAUAAUGAAACUGGGGAAACUGGCUUAUCAACAGCUGGAAAAAGGUCAUCUGAUCUUCUACGAGGAAGACCUAAGAGAAUGUGGCAUUGAUGUCACAGAAGCAUCCGUGUACUCGGGAGUGUGCACACAGAUCUUUAGAGAGGAGAAAGGGCUGUGCCAGGAGACGUUAUUCUGCUUUGUACAUCUCAGCAUUCAGGAGUUUUUAGCUGCUCUGUAUGUGUUUCUCACAUUCAAAAACAGCAAUGUAAAUCUUCUGUCUCAAGGUCUAAAUAUUAAGACAAUGUCAGGAGAAACACCUGCAUUGUUUCUACACAAAAGUGCAGUGGACAAGGCCUUACAAAGUAUGAAUGGACACCUGGACCUGUUCCUCCGUUUCCUUCUGGGCCUAUCACUGGAGUCCAAUCAAACUCUCUUACAAGGCUUACUGUCACAGACAGAAAGCAGGUCCCAAAGCAGUGAGGAAACAGCCAAGUACAUAAAGAUGAAGAUCAAGAAGAAUCCCUCUCCAGAGAGGUGCAUCAACCUGUUCCACUGUCUGAGUGAACUGAAUGACAUUUCUCUAGUGGAGGAGAUCCAAAGCUAUAUGAGCUCAGGAAGUCUCUCAAAAGCUGAACUGUCACCUGCACAGUGGUCCGCUCUGGUCUUUGUUUUGCUGACUUCAGUGGAGAAGCAGGAUGUUUUCGAACUGAGAAAGUAUUUCAGAUCAGAGGAGGGUCUUCUUAGGCUGCUACCAGUGGUCAAAGCCACCAGAACAGCAAUCCUGAAAGAUUGUAACUUGACUGAAAGAUGCUGUAAGUCUUUAGCUUCAGCUCUCAGAUCGAACUCUUCUUCACUGAGAGAGCUGGACCUGAGUGACAAUAAACUGCAGGAUUCAGGAGUGAAGCUGCUCUCUGAUGGAUUGAAGAAUCCAGGUUGUAAAUUGAAGACACUGAGGCUGAAGAGCUGUGGUACCACAAAGAUUGGCUGUGCUUCUCUGGCUUCAGCUCUAAGGUCAAACUCCUCACACCUGAGAGAGCUGGAUCUGAGCAGGAAUAUCAUUGGAGACUCUGGGCUAAAGCUGCUCUCUACUGUACUGGAGGAUCCACACUGUAAACUGGACAUACUGAGCCUUUCUGGUUGUGGAGUCACAGAGGAGGGUUGUACUUCUCUGGCUUCAGCUCUGAGUUCAAACCCCUCACACCUGAGAGAACUCGACCUGAACAACAACCAACCAGGAGACUCAGGGGUGAAGCUGCUCUCUGCUGUCCUGGAAAAUCCACAGUGUAAAUUGCAAAAACUGAAGCUGUAUAACUCUAAAACCACAGAGAAAGGAUGUUAUUAUCUGGCUUCAGCUCUGAUGACAAACCCCUCACACCUGAGAGAGCUUGACCUAGGUGGAAAUAAGUUAAGAGACUCAGGAAUUAACCAUCUCUCUGCUGCACUGAAGGAACCACAAUGUCAACUGGAAACACUGAGGAUGGUAGGCUGUGGAGUCACAGAGGAGAGCUGUGCUUCUCUGGCUUCAGCUCUGAGGUCAAACCCCUCACAUCUGAGAGAGCUGGACCUGACCAACAACCAACCAGGAGACUCAGGUGUGAAGAUGCUCUCUGCUGUCCUGGAGGAUCCACUCUGUAAACUGGAAAGACUUUCGCUGAAAUGCUGUAACCUCACUGAGAAAUGUUGUGAGUCUCUGGCCUCAGCUCUCAGCUCAAACUCCUCUAGUCUGAGAGAGCUGCACCUGAGUCACAAUAACCUACAGGAUUCAGGAGUGAAGCUGCUCUCUGCUGGACUCGGGAAUAGACACUGUAAAGUGGAAAAACUGGGGCUGUUAUGUUGUUGGGUCACAUGGAAAGGCUGUGCCUCUUUGGCUUCAGCUCUGAGGUCAAACCCCUCACACCUGAGAGAGUUAGAUCUACAAAUGAAUAAACCAGGAGACUCAGGGGAGAAGAUGUUAUCUGAUGUCUUGGAGGAUCCACUCUGUAAACUGGAGAAACUUACUGUAUAAUGUACUCUGUACAACGUUUUUGUCUGAUAAAACUAUUCUGGUACAUUUCCACCUUUUAAUGCAUUUUCAUACAUUUCAAGAAGAGUUUUCUGUGAAGAAACCUUUUCUGUCUGCAGACUGUUGAAUUUAUUUUGGAUAAAUGAAUAAACAAUAUCCCCAUUUUAAAUAGAAUUGUAACUAGGUAAACUUAUACUUUGUUUUAUAAGUCAUUGACAAUAUGAGUUCAUAAGAAGGGAUUGUGUGACACGGACAAGGAGUAAUAAAAAGUUAAUGAACACCAUUCCAACUAGGCAGAAACAAAUGGGUUGUGGACUGUGUAAACACACAAGGUCGUUAGCCUAUGUUUGACCCAACAAACUUAGCUCUGGGGUUUUUAGAUAAGGCAGUGAGUGCAUUCCUAGGUUUUCUGUUAAUUAAAACUGUCAGUUCAGUGGUGAUCGAUUAUGUUGAGGGGUCAAAAGCUAUCUGGGAGUGUGUUAGUAAGUUAGAAUUAACUUUUCACCUUACUUUGUCCCGGUCGAGAGGAGGGGAUUCUGUUAAAGCAGUGAAAUGACGUCAUGAUCUGUAUAUAAACUGCUGCACGUGAUUAAGUGGCAGCGCGCUCCGAGAAUAAAUUCUAUUACCUAUUAUUUAAA
This is a messenger RNA of Oncorhynchus masou masou (cherry salmon), 4630 nucleotides long. Its product is annotated as NACHT, LRR and PYD domains-containing protein 12-like. NCBI's taxonomy places the organism in Eukaryota, Metazoa, Chordata, Actinopteri, Salmoniformes, Salmonidae. The record is from RefSeq and is a predicted model, not a curated record. Gene Ontology annotation, biological process: intracellular signal transduction. The transcript has 16 exons. Gene Ontology annotation, molecular function: protein binding. Bases 186 to 3995 code for a protein of 1269 amino acids.